Messenger RNA from Rhodofomes roseus, 729 nucleotides. RefSeq lists its product as uncharacterized. NCBI's taxonomy places the organism in Eukaryota, Fungi, Basidiomycota, Agaricomycetes, Polyporales, Fomitopsidaceae. The coding region runs from base 1 to 729 and encodes 242 amino acids. The transcript is spliced from 2 exons. The record is from RefSeq and is a predicted model, not a curated record.
AUGCCAUACAAUUCUGGCCCCCGGACCCUGCACCCGCGGUACCCAAUGAACCAGGAGUCUCUGACACUGUCUCAAGAGGCCCGCGAUCUGUCGCACGCCGAGGAGGUGAACCAACAGGUAGCUCAGAUGACCAUGGACAACGCAAGGCUUUAUCGCGCUCAAGCCAGGGCGGAAGCGAAGGACGUCGACUGGAGCCCCAGUCAGCAAAGCAGCUUUAGUAGGACGGACUCAAUGAGCAGCGACAUCAGCGCGGACGACGACGACUUCUUCGACAACGGAUCCCCAUUCUCGGACGAUCUCGCUGUGGUGUCCACGCCCGCGCGCUUGGGUUAUUCGAAGUAUGCGCAGAGCAGACGCAUAACGAGCCCCCCGGGGAGCACGAACGGUGACGCGACCGAAGCAGACGACCUCAGCGAGCACGAGGACGAUGACAGCAGCGAGACCGACACUGAGGCUACGCACAGUCUCGCCAGUCGUUUCCCCGAGGACAAGCUCGACGCGAGAAAGCUGCGCAAAAUCGUCGAGGAGAUCCUAGGGCGGCCGAAUAUCGAGAAUCCUCAUACGCAACUCGAGGAGAUCGGGGAGAAGCACAAGCUGGAUCGGGUGGACAGAUUGAAGCUGAAGCAGUUCGUUGAGGAUUACGGAGAGCAGGCGCUGGAGUGGGAUGACGAGGAGCUGGUUGAUGUCGCGCAGAGGGACUGGCCAUUGCUUCUGGAGAACAGGUAUUGA